GGGAGUAUAUAUAUAUAUAUAUAUAUUUUGAAUAUAAAUUACUUAAAAGAUGUAAAUUUAUGAAAUAAAACUGUAUUCAAGGAUCAGCCACAGAAAAGGAAAAUCGACAUUCUCCCGCCAUUAUUAACCAGUCCACUUUCCUUAUCCAAAAUGAAAAGAUAGCAUACGAAAUUCUGAAAACUUCCAAUCAACAUCCCGCGGCAAUGAGUAGCUUAACCUCACCCGUGGUUUCCAGACUAAAUUCAAAACCCCCAAACGGAAUUCAUCCUUGCCUGAAGCCGAAUCCGUACAGAUGGAUGGCCGUCCAAACCCUAACCACCACUCAUCCAGCUACGGAAGACCUCGGCGGCGGCCUGGAUUCAAACGGGCACCCGAGCAAAGAAUCGCGAAUCGAUAGAGCAUGGGCCCACUGGAAGAAGAUUGGGGAACCCAGGUUCAUAGUUGCCCCCAUGGUGGACAACUCCGAGCUUCCCUUUCGGAUGCUUUGCCGUAAAUACGGCGCCGAAGCUGCAUAUACCCCAAUGCUUCACCCUAUUCCUUUUCUCGAAAGCAAAAAGUACCGCUUCAAGGAAUUCACCACUUGCAAGGAGGAUCGUCCCCUUUUUGUGCAAUUUGGUGGCAAUGAUCCGGAUGUAAUGUUGGAAGCUGCGCGAAUGGUGGAGCCCUUUUGUGAUUACGUUGAUAUCAAUUUGGGUUGUCCUCAACGUUUUGCGCAACGAAGGCGAUAUGGAGCUUUCCUUAUGGAAGAUCUACCUCUGGUAAGAUCUAUGGUAGAGAAACUGGCUUGCAGCCUUGAUGUUCCCGUGUCCUGCAAGAUUCGUGUUUUCCCAAAGUUGGAGGAUACAAUUAGUUAUGCCAAAAUGUUAGAAGAUGCUGGUUGUUCUCUAUUGGCUGUGCAUGGUCGAACAAGAGAUGAGAAAGAUGGGAGGAAAUUUCGUGCGAACUGGGAGACUAUCAAGGCUGUCCGAGAUGCCAUCAGCAUCCCCAUGCUUGCUAAUGGGAACAUUAGGCACAUGGAUGAUGUGUGGAGGUGUAUAGAAGAGACUGGGGUGCAGGGUGUACUGUCUGCUGUGUCCUUACUUGAAAAUCCUGCACUCUUUGCAGGAUACCGCACUGCUGAAUGGGUAUCAGGAUGUGAAGACGUCUACAAAGAAGCAAAGCUGGACCAGGGAGAUUUGCUAGUUGAAUAUCUUAAGUUUUGUGAGAUGUAUCCAGUAACCUGGCAUAAUAUCAUUUCUCAUGUGCAUUGGAUGUUAGGAGAGUGGUUCAUGAUUCAUCCAAAUGUGCGAGAUGAAUUUACUUCAGAACGUGACCUCACAUUCGAAUUUGUACAGGGCAUUGUGAAUAAACUCAAGACACUUGGUGGAGUGAGACCUCUAUAUGCUAAGGGUUGAUUGUCUGAGUAGUGCUGAUAGAGAUGUUCAUAAAUGAUUUUCAGAUUCAUGAUCCUCAAAGAUACUUAAACGAAGAUGAGGAUGCUGUAAACUGUUAAAUGUUUAUUAGACUGCUCGAGUUUCACUUUAAUUUCCACACUGAAACUGAAUGGAUGUCCGCCCGUGAAUGGUGCACAUAGCCACGUAUUGUACAGGAGUUGUACAUCUGCGAAAGGAGGGGGUUAAUGGCCUGACUCUGAAAUUUUGAGUUGAUGGCAAGAAACUAAUUCUGGGAUCGUGAAGCGAGGACUGAGGACACAGCUGCAGCAACCUCUUGAUUGUGGUAUUGUUUGGCUCGUCAUCAGAAGUUUUUGUUUCUUGAACUUAGAGAUAUAGAUAUCAUCCCGUCCAUGUAUCACUGUUUUGCUUAGAAUCAAUAGAAUUCUGAGUUUUCUACGAGUUGUGAUUAUUGUUUAGUUGCAUACUAGUAGUAGUUAACCGGUGCACACUUUCUUUUUUUUUUUUCCUGCAUUAAAGCCACAAGGAUUCCUUUCAACAUUCUGAUUGUACUGAAUUUGUCUGUUACCCAGACUCGGCGUUUUGCCUAGAGUAGUAAAUUCUGCAUUUGGUUAAAUGGACCAAACGUAACGCCUGUUUCAC
This is a messenger RNA of Oldenlandia corymbosa var. corymbosa, 2033 nucleotides long. Lineage: Eukaryota; Viridiplantae; Streptophyta; Magnoliopsida; Gentianales; Rubiaceae. The record is from the annotation of a GenBank genome assembly.